ACGUGGCGUGCCAACUUUUGGUUUGUUUUGUCAAAUAUUUAAUUUAAGAUUUCGAUCGAAUCUUAACAUGGGCUCUGGUACAAUGAUGACUAUACAACUAUUUCAUUGUCAAUGUCUGCAAACUUUUAGACCCUCGUGUUUUGGGUGGAAAUUCUUUGACAACGCUUGAAUGAAUACUCCUUUACAGCUAUUACAGAAUAAGUGUUCCUGUGAUGCGUGAACCAGAUAUGGAUCGAGCUGUUGGAUAAAAUUCGCCGAAAUAGAAAAAUUUUAUGUUGACCAGAAGUUUUUGAAAUAGUCCAUAUCGGGUGAUUCCUUGUGAUUCACUCGAACCUUAAAUGUUUGUUAUGGCAUCUCAAUGGAUCUUGUUUGUAUUCUUUUGAACGUGCUCAUGUCAUUUUCAAAGUUGUGAAGGGAUCUCAAAAUGGCGCUUUUGCAGCUCUUCAUCACCGCAUCAGUUCCAGUCUUGAAAGUGCUCUUGAUUACUGCACUUGGGUCUUAUCUUGCACUGGAUAGUGUCGAUAUAUUGGGGGAAGAUGCUAGGAAGCAUUUGAAUACUGUUGUAUUUUAUGUAUUUAAUCCAGCCCUUGUGUCCACCAAACUUGCUCAAACGAUAACAAGCGAGAGCAUGGUCAAGUUGUGGUUUAUGCCAAUCAAUAUACUCUUCACAUUUAUAAUUGGCUCAGUUCUUGGAUGGAUAGUUGUCCUAGUUACAGGAGCUCCUUCACACCUGAGAGGCCUCAUUGUGGGUUGCUGCGCUGCAGGAAAUUUGGGGAACAUUCUUCUCAUUAUCAUCCCAUCAGUUUGUAAAGAAAAAGGAGGGCCAUUUGGAGAUCCUGAUGUCUGUCAAACAUAUGGAAUGGCUUAUGUUUCACUUUCAAUGGCGAUAGGAGCCAUUUAUCUGUGGUCUUACGUGUAUAAUAUUGUGCGGAUAUCUUCAAGGAGUAGCACCAGAGAAUCAGAAGUGAAUGAAUUCUCUAUCAGUAAGCCUGCCAGACAAUCCUCCACAUCAGACCUUGGGGUCAUAGAGCCACUACUUUCAUCCUCCAAGGAAUUCUUGAUACCUGAGAACAAUAAAGAUCAAUAUGCACUGCCCUGCACUAGAUCAGACGUAGCGAGAUCUGAGGUUUCAGUUUCAGAUAAAGCAAAGCAACAUAUAUCAAUGCUGUUGAGAAAGAUUAAUCUAAAGACGAUAUUUGCCCCUUCAACUAUUGGAGCGAUUGUUGGGUUUACAAUUGGACUCAUUCCUGAUAUCCGAAAGUUAAUGAUUGGUGAAGGUGCUCCUCUUCGAGUAAUCCAAGACUCUGCUUCCUUGUUGGGAGAUGGAGCCAUCCCAGCUGUCACUCUAAUAGUCGGUGGAAACCUUCUCAAAGGUUUGAAAGGGCCAGGAAUUCAGAAAUCACUGAUCAUUAGCAUCGUAGUCGUUCGUUACAUUGCUCUGCCUCUGACAGGGAUUUUCAUCAUUAAAGGUGCACAUCAAAUUGGUUUGGUGCACUUCGAUCCAUUGUACCAGUUUAUUCUUUUGAUCCAAUAUGCAGUUCCCCCUGCUAUGAAUAUAGGAACCAUCACACAGCUGUUUGGAGCAGGAGAGAGUGAGUGCUCUGUAAUCAUGUUGUGGACUUAUGCCUUGGCUUCAAUUUCACUUACUUUCUGGUCAACCUUCUUCAUGUGGCUCGUGGCUCCUUAGCCUCUGCUAAAAAAAUCCACACACACACACACACACCAAGUAAUAAGUUUUGGCAAUUUUUUCUGAUUUAGAAAAGAAUGUAAUCUCAUAUGAGGGAAUGGUCUGACUUAACUCGAAAGCUGAUUUUAUUAACCCUCCUUAUAAAUUCAUUCAGAUUUGGAUUCCUUCUGUA
Juglans microcarpa x Juglans regia is the source of this 1859-nucleotide messenger RNA. Its product is annotated as protein PIN-LIKES 3-like. Gene Ontology annotation, biological process: endoplasmic reticulum to cytosol auxin transport. The coding region runs from base 425 to 1687 and encodes 420 amino acids. The record is from RefSeq and is a predicted model, not a curated record. Gene Ontology annotation, cellular component: membrane. The transcript has 11 exons. NCBI's taxonomy places the organism in Eukaryota, Viridiplantae, Streptophyta, Magnoliopsida, Fagales, Juglandaceae.